Thecamonas trahens ATCC 50062 is the source of this 747-nucleotide messenger RNA. RefSeq lists its product as uncharacterized. The transcript has a single exon. The record is from RefSeq and is a predicted model, not a curated record. Bases 1 to 687 code for a protein of 228 amino acids. Lineage: Eukaryota; Apusomonadida; Apusomonadidae.
AUGCAGGCAAUGCUGAGGGCGGCAAGCACACCGCGGGACAGGCUAUGGCUCAGCACGGCGAUUGCACUCGCGCUGCAGGCGCUGUACGGAUACUUGCUGGAGGGCAACUUACUGAUCCUCUUCUACCGAGCUGUUGUGGCGGCAUCGCUCAACUCGGCGCGCAUGGCAUCGCGAUCGACCCUUGUCUCGCGCAUCGUCGUCCUCAACCUCCUCCCGGUCGCCUUCCAUCUCUUCACCACGCCGGGCACGCCGGCGGACUCGUUGCUGCUCUCGUUUGUGGGGCCUGGCCAUCCGCCGUCGCGAUUCGGCCUCCUUCUUCUUGAUCUGCUCACAGGGAGCUUGCACUACCUCUUUGCUCUUGCCGUCAUCUAUCCCAAGGCGCAGGCGGCGCUGGCGGCUUCGGCCGUCGCGUCUGUCCGCGGCGGAUCGCAUGGCGGCAGCUCUUCGCGGCGACGGACAGGCCACUCGGUCCUUGAUGCUGAGAGCGACAACGGCGCAGACUCGCUCGCCGUCCUCGGCUACGCGCUUCCGGGCGCGUCGGCGUCGGCGGCGGCGGCGGCAGCGGCAGCGGGCGUCUUUGCUGACGACUCGUCGGACGCGGCCGACGCCGCCCUCGCUUCGCGCCCUGACAUUGCCGAGCUCGUCUCGGCGCCAGGGCUCGACUUUUCUGGCAACAAUCUGCUGUGAGGGCUGCCGUCGACGGACUGGCGUUUGCUUGGAGCCACAAUGAACACGUGGUGGGCCGCC